This is a messenger RNA of Adineta steineri, 894 nucleotides long. The record is from the annotation of a GenBank genome assembly. NCBI's taxonomy places the organism in Eukaryota, Metazoa, Rotifera, Eurotatoria, Adinetida, Adinetidae.
AUGUUUGAUCCACGCGAAUUAAAGCAGUAUAGUGCUCAAUGUCUUGCUGAACUUUUUGGCACAUUUCUUUCCAUUCUAAUUGGAAAUCUAUCUGUAGCUCAGUAUAAAUUUACUAAACCAUCACCUGGAACUAAUCUUGGAAUUACUUUAUCAUUUGCAACGGGAGUAUAUGUGGCCCUUAUGGUGGCUGGACCAAUUUCAGGUGCACAUAUUAAUCCAGCUGUGAGUCUUGGUUUACUUGCAUUACGUAAAUUGAAAGUUAUUCAAUGUGUAUUUUAUAUUGUUGGUCAAAUUGUUGGUGCUUUUCUUGCCAGUGCUAUGGUUUAUCUUGUCUAUUUAAGUCAUUUCAAUCGAUAUGAUGGAGGUAUUCGACAACUUGAAGGUCCAAAUUCAACAGCAGAUAUAUUUUAUACGGUACCAGGAGAAGGUAUUCCAAAUUGGAAUUGUUUGAUUGAUGCUAUAGUUGGUACUACUAUUUUACUUAUUUUUAUAAUGGCACUUGGAAAUGAUUAUAAUAAUUUAAUAUCAAAUGCAGCUAAACCAUUUUCUUUUGUUCUUAUGGUAACAACAUUCGGCUUUUCUAUGGGUCUCAAUUGUGGAAAUCCAAUAAAUCCUGCACGUGAUUUUGGUCCACGUCUAUUUGCCGCUUUCAUCUAUGGUUCACGAGUAUUUUCUGUAAAUGAUUAUUACUUUUGGGUAGCAAUUGUUGGUCCAAUUAUUGGAGCUCUUAUUGGCGUUGGAAUUUUUGAAGGUUAUUUAGUUUUAAUGAAAAAAUAUGCUAAUCUACCAGGUAUUAUACACAUUGAUGCUGUCGAACAACCUAAUCAAGGAAAAUCUAAUAAAAGAUCCCACAUGAAUAAACAAGCAUCUUUAGAAAGCACGGUAUCAAUGUAA